AUGAAAAAAGAGCUCUUGAUUACUCUUGGAAUAACUGCGCUAUCAGCUAUUGCUAUAGUAACUGGUUAUUUAGUCUACGAAUAAAAAAAAGUAGUAGUUAUUAACAAUCCACCUUUUCCUACUACUUUCCCUCAAAAUUUCAGCUUAAAAAAGGGAGAGUUUUUGUUAAAUGAUCAACCACUCUACAUCGCAGCUGGUGAAAUUCAUUUCUCUAGAGUUCCUCAUCAAUAUUGGAGAGAUAGAGUAAAAAUGAUUAAGGCUUUAGGUCUCAACACUUUAAGUGUUUACAUUAUGUGGAACUACCAUGAAAUAUAACCUGGUGUUUUUGAUUUUGAAAGUGAUGAUAAAAAUUUAAGAAAUUUCCUUUAAAUUGCUAAAGAAGAAUAAAUGUAUGUUCUCAUUAGACCAGGUCCAUACGUUUGUGCUGAAUGGGAUUUUGGAGGUCACCCAUACUGGCUCCUUAAGGAUGAAAGCAUUGAAUUACGUUCAACAGAUCCUAAGUAUUUAGAGGCUAUCACUCUUUAUUUGAAUAGAGUUGCUUAAGAAAUAGAAGAUUAUCAAAUAACUAACAACGGCACAAUAAUUCUUUUAUAAGUUGAAAAUGAAUAUGGAUACUAUGGAAAGAACAAUAAAUAUCCUAUUAAGCUGUAAGAAAUGUGGGAAAGCACUGGUAAAAUCAAAGUUCCCUACUAUACUGUUGAUAAAUGGAUAUUCAGUAAAGUUGGACAUGUUAAAGGUGCUGCUUUUGGUUUAAAUCCAGGUACACUUGAUAUAGGUUAUUGGUAUACACAUCUCCUAGAAAAAGAUAUGCCCGUCAUGAGCUCUGAAACUUAUCCUGGAUGGCUAACUCAUUGGGGGUAAAAUUACUAGGGAAAAAGCACUAAGGACACAGUUAAAAUGUUUGAAAGCAUUGUAAGAAAAAGACACUCGUUCUCUAUUUAUAUGGUCUUUGGUGGCUCUAAUUUUGGAUUAAAUGCAGGAGCCAAUAAUAAUCCAUUUAACACUCUAUUCUAACCUGAUAUCACUAGCUAUGAUUACGAUGCUCCUAUUAAUGAGUAAGGUGCUGCCACUGAAAAAUACUAUGCUUUAAGGGAAAUGUUUUAGACAUACUUCAAAUGGGAUUUCCCUCCUGUUCCUUAAAUUACUCCUGUCAUGUAAAUAUCUCCUUUUACAGUAUAAAGAGUUUCUUCUUUAUGGUAGUUAAUUGAAAAAACUCCUAAAUAGAUAUUUGAUUCCCCUAAAAGAUUUGAAUUCUUUGACUAAAACUAAGGUAUUAUUGCAUAUACCUUUGAAGUUCCUCUAGUAAAAGGUAAAAAUGAAUUGAAAUUUGAAUAAAUCAGUGAUUAUGCAAGAAUUUAUUUAACCGACUCAAAGGAAUAUCUAGGAACUAUUGAUAGAAUACAUAACCAAAAAAGUAUUGUUUUCAGCUAAUUCUAUAACUCACGUGCAAAUAUCACUGUUAUUGUUGAAGCUUUUGGUCAUGUUAAUUUUGGAAAACACAUGUAUGAUCCUAAAGGUAUUUUUACAAACAUAACUAUCAACAAAUAAUAAGUUUAAUCUUCAUUUUCUCAUCAACUCAUUCCUCUUCAAGAUAUUCCUAAUUUCACUGAUUCAAUAUCAGGUAAAGAUGUUAAUGUAGAAGGCUUCUUCUAAGCAAAUUUCAAUUUAGAUUAAAAUACUACAAUAAUUGGAGAUACUUAUUUGGAUAUGAGUUCAUGGGGUAAAGGUUAUGUUUGGGUUAAUGGAUUUAACUUAGGAAGAUUCUGGAGUGAAGGUCCAUAACAAAGAUUAUUCUGCCCAUCUACUAUACUCUAAAAGGAAAACAACCAUAUUGUUAUUUUAGACUUGCUUCAAAAUAACUCAUCUCAAGUUUCUGGGUAGCUUAGUUUGAAAUGA
This is a messenger RNA of Tetrahymena thermophila SB210, 1896 nucleotides long. RefSeq names its product glycoside hydrolase family 35 protein. Gene Ontology annotation, biological process: carbohydrate metabolic process. The record is from RefSeq and is a predicted model, not a curated record. NCBI's taxonomy places the organism in Eukaryota, Ciliophora, Oligohymenophorea, Hymenostomatida, Tetrahymenidae. Gene Ontology annotation, molecular function: beta-galactosidase activity. Gene Ontology annotation, cellular component: vacuole. The transcript is spliced from 3 exons.